UACCCUCGUGGCUUUGAUUCCCCGGCGUCCUCGCGCUACCCGCUACCGGCCAUUUCUAAUCAAGCUAGCUAGGCGAGAGCGUCGAUCGCAUCUUGUAGGAGAGCAUCCCUGACUCAAACCUAAUCCUAACUCAACUUUCGUUACAAAUUCCAAAGCAAAGAUGCCUGAGGACGUUGCAAUGGAGGGAGCCGAGACCUUUGCCUUUCAGGCCGAGAUCGCUCAGUUGAUGUCUCUGAUUAUCAAUACCUUCUACUCAAACAAGGAAAUCUUCCUUCGAGAAUUGAUUUCCAACUCUUCAGAUGCCCUGGACAAAAUCAGGUACGAGAGCUUGACCGAUCCGAGCAAGUUGGAAAGCGGCAAGGAGCUCUUCAUCAAGAUCAUCCCGAACAAGAACGACCGCACCUUGACCAUCAUUGACACCGGCAUCGGCAUGACCAAGGCCGACCUGGUCAACAAUCUGGGUACGAUCGCCAAGUCCGGCACGAAGGCGUUCAUGGAGGCGCUGCAGGCUGGCGCGGACAUCUCGAUGAUUGGUCAGUUCGGCGUGGGCUUCUACUCUGCUUACCUGAUCGCAGACAAGGUCACGGUCACCUCAAAGCACAACGAUGAUGAGCAGUACUUAUGGGAGUCGUCCGCUGGCGGUUCGUUCAUCGUGCGGCCAGACAUUGGCGAGCCCCUGGGUCGCGGUACCAAGAUCGUGCUUCACAUCAAGGAAGAUCUGCAAGAAUACCUCGAGGAGAAAAAGGUGAAGGAGGUGGUUAAGAAGCACUCGCAGUUCAUCGGCUAUCCGAUCAAGCUGCUUGUCGAGAAGGAGCGCGAAAAGGAAAUCAGUGAUGACGAGGCUGAGGAAGAGGAGAAGGAAAAGAAAGAGGAGGAUGAGAAGGAGCCCAAAAUCGAGGAUGUUGGCGAGGAAGACGAUAAGGAGAAGGACAAGAAGAAGAAGAAGACAAUCAAGGAAAAGUACACCGAGGACGAGGAGCUGAAUAAGACCAAGCCCGUCUGGACCCGCAACCCUGAUGACAUCAGCCAGGAGGAGUACGGAGAGUUCUACAAAUCUCUGACCAACGACUGGGAGGACCAUUUGGCCGUGAAGCACUUCUCUGUCGAGGGCCAGCUCGAGUUCCGUGCUCUGCUCUUCAUCCCACGCCGUGCUCCCUUCGACCUCUUCGAAAACAAAAAGCGCAAGAACAACAUCAAGCUCUACGUCCGAAGGGUCUUCAUCAUGGACAACUGCGACGAGCUGAUUCCGGAAUACCUCAACUUUGUCCGUGGUGUCGUCGACAGCGAGGAUCUGCCCCUCAACAUCUCCCGUGAGAUGCUCCAACAGAAUAAGAUCCUCAAGGUCAUUCGCAAGAACUUGGUGAAGAAGUGCAUGGAGCUGUUCGAGGAGAUCGCCGAGGACAAGGAGAACUACAAGAAGUUCUACGAGCAGUUCUCCAAAAACCUGAAGCUGGGCAUUAACGAAGACUCGACCAACCGCAAGAAACUGGCCGAUCUGCUGUGCUACCACACGUCUGCGUCCGGGGAUGAGCAGAGCUCGCUGAAGGAGUACGUCGCCCGCAUGAAGGAGAACCAGAAGCACAUCUACUACAUCACUGGCGAGAGCAAGGACCAGGUUUCCAACUCUAGCUUCGUGGAGCGUGUCAAGAAGCGCGGCUUCGAGGUCAUCUACAUGACCGAGCCCAUCGACGAGUACGUCGUUCAGCAGCUGAAGGAGUUCGAGGGCAAGCAGCUCGUGUCCGUGACCAAGGAGAGUCUCGAGCUGCCCGAGGACGAGGAGGAGGCAAAGAAGCGCGAGGAGGAUAAGGUCAAGUUCGAGAACCUGUGCAAGGUGAUGAAGGACAUCCUGGACAAGAAGGUGGAGAAGGUGGUCGUGUCCAACCGGCUGGUCGAGUCGCCUUGCUGCAUUGUGACCGCGCAGUACGGCUGGACGGCCAACAUGGAGCGCAUCAUGAAGGCGCAGGCCCUGCGGGACUCGUCCACCAUGGGCUACAUGGCGGCCAAGAAGCACCUCGAGAUCAACCCCGACCACCCCAUCGUCGACACCCUGCGGCAGAAGGCCGACGCCGACAAGCACGACAAGGCCGUCAAGGACCUGGUGAUGCUGCUCUUCGAAACGUCCCUGCUCAGCUCUGGGUUCAGCCUCGAAGAGCCCCAGACCCACGCCUCCCGUAUUCACCGCAUGAUCAAGCUCGGACUCGGCAUCGAUGACGACGAAGCUCCCGUCGAGGCAGCCGUCGCCGAGGUAGUGCCACCACCCCUCGAAGGUGAUGCCGAGGACGUCUCUCGCAUGGAAGAGGUGGACUAAAUCUUUUCCUUUGACCUGCAGACUGAUUCUCAAAUAAUUGUUAGUGUUGCGCGUUCGAUACGGGGGCACAGAACUGAUUUUAAUUUUGUUCCUGACAAUUAAAUUCAAACAGAGAAUAAUAAUUAUUGCAUUUCCAUUCCGUCAACAUGUCAUUUGAAUAUCAAUGAUUGGCAAGUGGUGUGUGUGAUUGAUGAAUGAACAAUAAAAUGAGUCGAUUAUCAUUA
This is a messenger RNA of Cloeon dipterum, 2532 nucleotides long. RefSeq names its product heat shock protein 83-like. The record is from RefSeq and is a predicted model, not a curated record. Bases 161 to 2308 code for a protein of 715 amino acids. The transcript is spliced from 4 exons. Gene Ontology annotation, molecular function: ATP binding; disordered domain specific binding; ATP-dependent protein folding chaperone. Gene Ontology annotation, cellular component: plasma membrane; perinuclear region of cytoplasm; protein-containing complex. Lineage: Eukaryota; Metazoa; Arthropoda; Insecta; Ephemeroptera; Baetidae. Gene Ontology annotation, biological process: protein folding; cellular response to heat; protein stabilization.